Messenger RNA from Eupeodes corollae, 772 nucleotides. RefSeq lists its product as uncharacterized. Bases 212 to 673 code for a protein of 153 amino acids. Lineage: Eukaryota; Metazoa; Arthropoda; Insecta; Diptera; Syrphidae. The record is from RefSeq and is a predicted model, not a curated record. The transcript is spliced from 2 exons.
AAAUUAUGUAACUUCAAAUUUCUGUCAAAGCUUUUGAAUUUGAGUUUCUGUUAAAUUAAAACAUCGUAUUUAAAGUUAUCUGAACUUAAUCCUGAAUCAUAAAGAAAACAACAAGGCAAAUUGAACUUUAUUGAUAAAAACGAAAUAAUAAACAAUUUUUAUUUAGCGAUUCACUUAAAAUAUAAUAAUUGUAUAUCGUAGAAUCAAGAAAAUGUACAAUAACCUCGACGACACAUUUUCCGCUGAUAGCGUUGAAGACGUCAAGCUAAAGGGCAACUACAGAAUAGAGACAUUUUUCAACAAUCAUUCAGAUUUAGGGGCUUUGGUUGAAGUUCCUAGUUAUCAUUGUAAGGCCAUAUUUUUCAAAGGAAAUGUUCUAUAUAAAGCUGAUGAACCAAAUAUAAUCGAUUAUAUUGAUAUUAUGAAAAAGUUUACCUAUACUGAACCAGAUAAGAAGAUCGAAAGGAAUAGACAGCAAAGAGUUGGUGGUACAAUUUGUCCCACCAGCGAGGAUAUCUAUGAAAUCGACGAUAAGAUUUUCUCCUUGUACGGAAGAAGUGUAAAUAGAGAUAAAAAGGACAAAUGUUAUGGUUUCUUGUAUGAUCACAACUACGCAUUCAAGAUUGUCGAUAAAAACACUCAAAUUUUAUAUGCAUUUGGGUUAUAUCGAUAAAAAUAGUUACUUUUUUUCUAUUAAAUCUCUUUGUAAAUAAUAAAAAUGUUAAAAUUAUUUUUGUAACGCAUUCCAAAGCAUGUGAAUAAAUAAAAAAAA